This is a messenger RNA of Vigna angularis (adzuki bean), 1350 nucleotides long. RefSeq names its product transcription factor BIM2. The transcript has 7 exons. Gene Ontology annotation, biological process: DNA-templated transcription. Lineage: Eukaryota; Viridiplantae; Streptophyta; Magnoliopsida; Fabales; Fabaceae. Gene Ontology annotation, molecular function: DNA-binding transcription factor activity; protein dimerization activity. The coding region runs from base 131 to 1159 and encodes 342 amino acids. The record is from RefSeq and is a predicted model, not a curated record.
AUCGAUUCAGUAAAAACUCGUGGUGUCCUCGUACCACUGCUACUAGUUUGGUUCUACACAUUGCACUUUUCAUACCAUUCUCUUUCUCUUCGAAUUUUCUCGGCAAAAUUUUUCCACUUGGACGAUACUAAUGGCUAGGUCUGCAAAAGGGCAUCAAGAUGAAUUGGAGGACGAUGAAGAAGAAGAAUUCCUAACUGCAAACACCUCUACCUCUCUCAACAAAGUGAAGGUGGACGAACCCAGCACGGGGAAGAGAGGGAAUACGCAUCGUUCGAAGCAUUCAGAGACUGAGCAACGUAGAAGGAGCAAGAUUAAUGAAAGGUUUCAAGUUCUGAGAGAUCUCAUUCCUCAAAAUGAUCAAAAAAGAGACAAGGCAUCCUUCUUGUUGGAGGUUAUUGAGUAUAUUCAGUUCCUACAGGACAAGUUACAAAUUUAUGAGAAGUCUUAUGAAGGAUGGAGUCAGGAGCCAACGAAGUUAAUUCCAUGGAGAAAUCCUCACGCACCUGCAGAAAAUACUACAGAUCCUUCUCAAAGUAUACAAAAUGGGUCUGUUGAUGAGAAAAAUAACAGUGCAUCUCCACUGUUUCCCGGAAAUGUACCGAACCCUAUGGAGUCUGACUUCUCAAUGUUGACUGUUCAGAAGGGUCACCUCCCUGGUUCAUCUACAGAAGCAGUUCCCCUCACCAUGCAAAUGCGGUUGGACAUGUUUGAUCCAGUUGUUAGCAGUGGUAUGGCAACCCAACAUCUUCAGGAAUCUGUUUCUAACGUUGACAUGCAUUCACAUACCCAGCCACAACUGUGGCUUGAUAAAUCAAACAAGGGCAACUAUAUUCUUCCACAUGAUAGUACAAUGAAGGAACAGGAGGAGCUAGUGAUUGAAUCUGGAUCAGAUAGCAUUUCUAGUGCCUAUUCUCAGGGAAUUUUAGAUACUCUCACGCAAGUGCUGCAGUCUUCCGGGGUAGACAUGUCCCAGACUAAUCUCUCGGUGCAAAUUGAUGUUGGUAGACGAGCAAAUGCCGGAUUGGUCCCCUCUGCAUAUAGUUCAAAGGUUCAUGAAAAUCAAUUUGAGAGCAAUGCAGCAAUUUCAGUUUCCGGAUUUGAUUACUGCAAUAUUGAAUCCGAACAAAGUUCAAAGAGGCUCAGACAAGAAGCAAGCUAGAGAUCCCUCUCAUGCUUAUUUUGUCAUGAGUUUCAUUAUUUUUUUUUGUCCUCGGAUGAGAGAAAAAGAGGAAUUGGGUGGAUCAGUUCAUUUUUGCCUUGCUGGUUAGAGCCAGAUAAAAUGUAUAUUUAACGAUACUGGUUUUGGUACUAAGACAUUCAGAAAUAAAAUGUCACCUAUGUUUGUGCUUC